Messenger RNA from Fusarium mangiferae, 771 nucleotides. RefSeq lists its product as uncharacterized. The coding region runs from base 1 to 771 and encodes 256 amino acids. Gene Ontology annotation, molecular function: oxidoreductase activity. The record is from RefSeq and is a predicted model, not a curated record. The transcript is spliced from 2 exons. Lineage: Eukaryota; Fungi; Ascomycota; Sordariomycetes; Hypocreales; Nectriaceae.
AUGUCUUCCAAGCUCUACGAUGUCCUCAUCAUCGGCGGCGGCCCAGGUGGUCUUGCUAUGGCAUCCGCCCUGGCUCGCCAAGUCUACACAGCGCUCAUCCUCGACUCAGGCGUGUAUCGCAACGCACCUACAAAACACAUGCAUAACGUCCUCGGCUUCGAUCACGUUGAGCCCUCUGUUUUCCGGAACAAAGCUCGUGAAGAUCUUGAGAAGCGGUACGAAAGCAUUGAGUUCAAGUCCACAACCAUCACAACCGUGCGUAAAACAGACACUGGUGUGUUUGAAGCAGUUGAUCAAGAUGGCAAUGUCUAUCAGGGAAAGAAACUCGGCUUAGGCACUGGGGUGAGGGAUCUUGUGGAGGAGCAGCCCAAGGGUUAUGCUGAGUGCUGGGGAAAGGGAAUUUUUCACUGCCUUUACUGCCAUGGCUUUGAGGAGCGAGGAGCAGAGAGUGUAGGCGUCUUUGCAGGCGGCAUGGUCUCCAGCGCCGACAUGCUUGCUCACGUAACUCCAAUGGCCAAGCGCCUCUCCCAGUCCGUAAUAAUCUACACCAACGGCGAUACCUCUCUCCCUUCAACCAUAAAGACAAAAGUGCACAGCAGUAAAGUGCACUACGACACCCGAAAAAUCACAUCCUUCGCUCUCAUUAAGAGUGAUCCUGCUGUUAAAAUCACCUUUGACGACGGCUCCUCCAAGACCGAAGGCUUCGUAGUCAUCCUAAUGUUGCACAAGCAGCACCGUUUGCGGAACAGAUGGGACUGGAGAAGACGGUAA